Molecule: messenger RNA, 1608 nt
Organism: Indicator indicator
Lineage: Eukaryota; Metazoa; Chordata; Aves; Piciformes; Indicatoridae
Gene: RCC2
Product: regulator of chromosome condensation 2
Exons: 12
Coding region: 1-1608 (535 amino acids)
Source: RefSeq, a predicted model, not a curated record
AUGCCCCGGAGGAAGGCGGCGGGGCCGCCCUGGGAACCGGGCCCGGGUAACGGGGCGGCGGCGGCGGGGAGGAGGCGGCCGGGCCCGGCGGCGGGAGGAGGGAGGAGAAGGCCGCGGCCGGAGCGCGGAGCGGGAGGAGGCGGCGGCAGCAGCGGCGGUAGCAGCGAUGAGGAGGCGCCCCGGGAGCGGAGGCCGCGGGACGGCAGCCCCGGCGGGAGGAGGCCCGGGAGGCCCGGGGGGGCCGCUGCUGGAGGGGCCGGAGGAGGAGCGGCGAGGGGCCAGAGCGUCGUGAUCUGCGAGCCCGAGCACAGCAAGGAGCGCAUCAAGCUGGAGGGCUCCAGAGCCCGGGGGCAGCUCCUCAUCUUCGGGGCCACCAACUGGGACCUGAUCGGCCGUAAAGAAGUGCCUAAGCAGCAAGUUGCCUAUCGAAACCUGGGCCAGAACUUGUGGGGACCACACAGGUACGGCUGUCUCUCAGGUAUCCAAGUGAGGAGCGUGGUGUCAGGUCCCUGCGCCGCUCACAGCCUCCUCAUCACCGCCGAGGGCAAGCUCUGGAGCUGGGGUCGCAAUGAAAAGGGGCAGUUGGGCCAUGGGGACACGAAGCGCGUGGAAGCCCCGAAGCUGAUCGAGGUGCUGGGGGGUGAAGCCAUCGUGCUGGCAGCUUGUGGGAGGAACCACACCCUGGCCCUGACAGAGAGUGGCUCCGUGUUUGCCUUCGGGGAGAACAAAAUGGGGCAGCUGGGGCUGGGGAACCAGACAGACGCCGUGCCCAGCCCCACGCAGAUCAUGUACAACGGGCAGCCCAUCACCAAACUGGCCUGUGGGGCUGAGUUCAGCAUGAUCAUGGAUUGCAAAGGCAACCUCUACUCCUUUGGGUGCCCUGAGUAUGGGCAGCUGGGGCACAACUCGGACGGGAAGUUCAUCGCCCGCGCCCAGCGGAUCGAGUAUGACUGCGAGCUGGUGCCGCGCCGCGUCGCCAUCUUCAUCGAGAAGACCAAAGAUGGCCAGAUCCUGCCUGUCCCCAACGUGGUGGUGCGGGAUGUGGCCUGUGGGGCCAACCACACGCUGGUCCUGGACUCUCAGAAGCGUGUUUUCUCCUGGGGCUUUGGUGGGUACGGGCGGCUGGGCCAUGCUGAGCAGAAGGACGAGAUGGUGCCACGGCUGGUGAAGCUCUUUGACUUCCCUGGGCGCGGGGCAGCGCAGAUCUACGCCGGCUACACCUGCUCCUUCGCUGUCAGCGAGACAGGUGGAUUGUUUUUCUGGGGGGCCACCAACACCUCCCGGGAGUCCACCAUGUACCCUAAAGCCGUGCAGGACCUCUGUGGCUGGAAGAUCCGCAGCCUGGCCUGUGGGAAGAGCAGCAUCAUUGUGGCGGCAGAUGAGAGCACCAUCAGCUGGGGGCCUUCACCCACCUUUGGGGAACUGGGCUAUGGGGACCACAAACCGAAAUCCUCAACGGCUGCCCAAGAGGUGAAGACCCUGGAUGGGAUCUACACAGAGCAGGUGGCCAUGGGCUACGCUCACUCCCUGGUGAUCGCCCGCGACGAGACCGAGGCGGAGAAGGAGAAGCUGCGCAAGCUGCCCGAGUACAACCCCCGCACCAUCUGA